Messenger RNA from Pyricularia pennisetigena, 342 nucleotides. RefSeq lists its product as uncharacterized. The record is from RefSeq and is a predicted model, not a curated record. The transcript has 3 exons. Bases 1 to 342 code for a protein of 113 amino acids. Lineage: Eukaryota; Fungi; Ascomycota; Sordariomycetes; Magnaporthales; Pyriculariaceae.
AUGGGUACUGGGUCCGCGCUUUGGGCCAAAACCGGCGUUUUAACGGCCGCAAAACCAGAACUACCAAAACAACCUGGUUUUUCCCCACCAAAUUUGGCACUGACCGGCAACGUGAUUAACACUUUCGAAUACGCAUUACACAUAAACAAGCGCGGGGAUCCCUACUCUGUGAUGCACGAAAUGAGUUACACAUCCCAGCGGUAUGUUGCACAGCCGACAACUGACUCGAACCGAUGGCUUGAUCAACAGGUUCCCGGCGCCGACACUUCUCGAUUUCUCGGGCAGUGCCACGGUCCUGCUGGUUACGAAUUCAGUUGUAGCAAGGACCAACCAACCGAAUAG